CAUCUGCUGUGUUUAAUGCAAGAAUAUAAACUUCAGGUUCUUGCUUUUAGGAGGGAACCCCUGGCGCUCAUGAACUUGAAGAAGAAAAAUGAAGAGACGGGCGAACAGGAGGUGUCAUCUCGCUUAGCCCACUAUAAAACAAAAGCUACCAGGCACAUAUUCCUCGUACGCCAUUCUCAGUACAAUCUGGAAGGGCAGCAGGAUAAGGACAGAAUCUUAACGAAGCUGGGCCGCGAGCAAGCUGAGCUGACCGGGAAGAGACUUGCAAGCCUAGGGCUGAAAUUUGAUAAAAUUGUCCAUUCCUCAAUGACCAGAGCAACGGAAACAACCAACAUUAUUAGCAAACAUCUUCCUGGUGUGUCCAAGCUGAGCACGGAUCUCCUGCGCGAAGGAGCUCCCAUUGAACCAAAUCCUCCCAGUUCUCACUGGAAGCCUGAAGCUGUGUAUUACGAAGAUGGCGCUCGCAUUGAGGCCGCCUUCCGAAGCUACAUUCACAGAGCCGAUAUCAAGCAGGAAGUGGACAGCUACGAAAUCUUCGUUUGUCACGCAAACGUUAUUCGCUAUAUUGUCUGCAGAGCAUUGCAAUUUCCUCCGGAAGGUUGGCUUCGGAUAUCCCUCAAUAAUGGCAGCAUCACUCACCUGGUGAUUCGUCCCAACGGCAGGGUGGCCCUGCGCCUUCUUGGUGACACGGGGUUUAUGCCGCCAGAGAAGAUCACCCGCAACUGACUCGUGGUAAACAGGGAGGGUCUCCAACCAAGAGGACAAAGCUACUUUCAGAUGUGGCCAACACUUCCCCUCAAAAGCUCCCUCGAACUGGACUUCGUUCGUCUCAGGCCGUUUAUUAACACGUUAAGAUUUUGCAC
Molecule: messenger RNA, 863 nt
Organism: Pantherophis guttatus
Lineage: Eukaryota; Metazoa; Chordata; Lepidosauria; Squamata; Colubridae
Source: RefSeq, a predicted model, not a curated record